AUGGUCAUGCCAGCCGCCAACCCGCUCGUAGUCGUAGCCACAAAAACCGGCGCCCCAUCCCACCCCUCGCAGCGCCCCAUAUUCUCGCUCUCAUCCUGCCACCCAUACCUGAACUCCUCCUUCCGGAUCGCCCGCCCCUUACGCACCCGCCACACGGCCUCCCAGAUGCUCUUCCCGACCAGACAGACGGCGCGCGGCCGCUGCGCCGCGACCUUGGCCUCCAGCACGGGCACACCGGCGUUCAUCUCCGCGCGGCUGAGCAUGCUCGCGUCGCGCGUCGGGCGCUCCACGAUGUUCGUAUUGCCGAUGUUGUACAGCUCCGGCAGCCGGUACGUGUCCGACGGCGGGUGGCGCUCCGUCGUGAUCCCCGACGAGUGCAGGAGCUUCCAGAACAAGUUGGACGGGUGCGCGUACGCGUACCCCGUUGUGCCCGUCAUGAUGCCCGGAUUCACGCCAACGAGCAGCAGCGUGAGGUUUGGGGGGAUGGUGUCGCGGAGGAGGGAAGUGGAGGUCGAUGGGGGUGUGGAGGUGCGCGAGGUGGGUUGCGUUGUUGGAGAUCGGGAUAGUGGUGUUGAGGACGGAGUGCUGCCUGCGGAGCGGGAGCGGGUGAUGCGGCGGGGUGUGGGUGUGGGUAUGUCUAUGUCUGCGGUGGGAGUCGAUGCGCCGGAUGGUGUUGAGGACUUGAUUCGUUUGGACCGUCGCUGGGGUUGUGAGGUCUCGUCUGGUGAUGAUGCUGUUCGCUUGAGAGCGUCCGGGAUGGCGAUAGGUGUUGUGGUUUUGGAUGCGGCAUCUGCGGCCGCCGCAUUUGUAGAGAUGUUCUUUGAGGCGUGGAAGUAUUGA
Messenger RNA from Aspergillus terreus NIH2624, 840 nucleotides. RefSeq lists its product as uncharacterized. The transcript has a single exon. The coding region runs from base 1 to 840 and encodes 279 amino acids. The record is from RefSeq and is a predicted model, not a curated record. Lineage: Eukaryota; Fungi; Ascomycota; Eurotiomycetes; Eurotiales; Aspergillaceae.